Molecule: messenger RNA, 455 nt
Organism: Oryctolagus cuniculus (rabbit)
Lineage: Eukaryota; Metazoa; Chordata; Mammalia; Lagomorpha; Leporidae
Source: RefSeq, a predicted model, not a curated record
AAGGGGCUGGAACCUGGGGCAGGCGUAUUUGCACCCAGCACAGUAAGAAGCUGCGCUGGUCUCCAGGGGGUCCUGUUGUUCCUCUUGCUGCACCCACACUCACAGAAGCAUGAUCUUCUCUCCCUUCAUUCCUCCUGCUGCCCGGAUUGUAAAAGGCCUGCAAGAAGGCCCUGGGAAUGUGCUUGUCUGGUCCGAUGCCACACAGCACCCAUCCAGUGGCACCAGCUGGUUCAGGGAGCCUGCUCCUCUGCGAGGGUCUUGGAGGAUCCGGUUCCAGAGAGUCCUGGCAGGCUUCACCAAGUGCUUCAGGGGAGGGUACCGGACUCUCGAAAACUGCGACUGAGGAGGAGCCACAAACAUAGCCAUGAGCAGUGACCAAGACCCCUCUGCUAUCCAGACUCCAUGCUUUCCCUACUUCCCCCGCCCCUGCCCUUAAUAAAUCCUGGAACACUUGA